Messenger RNA from Rotaria sp. Silwood1, 2433 nucleotides. Lineage: Eukaryota; Metazoa; Rotifera; Eurotatoria; Philodinida; Philodinidae. The record is from the annotation of a GenBank genome assembly.
AUGGUGGUUUUCAAUGGGAAAAUGUUUUUAAAAAUAAUUGAAGCUGAUAAUUUGCGUGCAACAGAACAUUCAACACGUUAUUUUCCUCAAAAUCCAUCAACAGCUUAUGUUAGUCCAUAUAUAUCAGUUGAUAUUGAUGAUCUACCAUUAGGACGUACACAUACAAAAGAAAAAACAACCACACCAACCUAUAAUGAAGAAUUUUCAAGUGAUGUUUAUAAUGGACACCAAUUACAUAUCACAAUAUUUCAUGAUGCUGCAUUACCACCUGAUGAAUUUGUUGCUGAUUGUACAAUUAAAUUUGAAAAUAUUCAUGAUAAAAAAAGUGACAUAUGGAUUGAUCUUGAACCAGCUGGAAGAAUUCAUGUAGCUAUUGAAUUACAAGGACAAUUUAGUGAUUCUGUUAGUAAUGAACGACAUUUUAAACGAAAUAAACAAGCUUUUGCUCAGCGACGUUUUGCUGUUGUACGUCGUGUUUAUGAAAUUAAUGGACAUAAAUUUAUGGCAACUUUUUUUCGUCAACCAACGUUUUGCUCAAUUUGCUCAGAAUUUAUUUGGGGUAUCUUUCGUACACAAGGUUAUCAAUGUCAAGUGUGUACAUGUGUGAUACAUAAACGAUGUAAGGCAUCUGUAGUUACAACUUGUCCUGGUAUUCGAACAUGUUUUGAAUAUCGUGAAAAACGUUUUAAAAUCAAUGUACCACAUCGAUUUGUUGCACAUACUUAUCGAUUAUUUACAUUUUGUGAUCAUUGUGGAUCACUUCUAUGGGGAGCUUGGAAUCAAGGAAUGCAAUGUAAAGAAUGCAAAUUAAAUGUACAUAAACGCUGUACACGUAAUGUUGCCAAUGAUUGUGGUUUAGAUAAGAAGAGACUUGCAUCAGUUCUAGCCGAUCUUAAUAUAACUCCAGCACCACCAAGACCGGUAGAAGAACAAGUGGCGACUAAUUUACCAAGUGAAGUAGAUACAUCAUCUGCUAAUCAAGCUGCUGCAACAUCAAUAAAACAUACAACUCCUCCUCCAUCUUCAUUUGAUGAUAAUUCAAUCAAACAAAAACAUUAUAAUACAAUUGAUGAUUUUAAUUUUUUGAAAAUAUUAGGAAAAGGAUCAUUUGGAAAAGUUAUGUUAGGUGAACAUAGAUUAACUGGUGAAAUCUUUGCUAUAAAAGUGCUCAAUAAAGAUACAAUUAUUCAAAAUGAUGAUGUUGAAUGUACAAUGACAGAAAGAAGAAUUUUAGCUUUAUCAGUUCGACAUCCAUUUUUAACUGGGCUUUAUUGUAGUUUUCAAACAAAGGAACGUUUAUUUUUAAUGAUGGAAUAUGUUAAUGGUGGUGAUUUAAUGUUUCAAAUUCAACGUUCACGGAAAUUUGAUGAAGUACGUGCACGAUUUUAUGCAUCAGAAGUAACAUUAGCAUUAAUGUUUUUACAUCGACAUGGUGUUAUUUAUCGUGAUCUCAAACUUGAUAACAUUCUACUUGAUGCCGAAGGACAUUGUAAAAUUGCUGAUUUUGGUAUGUGUAAAGAAGGUAUAUUUGAUGGAAAAUUAACAUCUACAUUUUGUGGUACACCUGAUUAUAUCGCACCCGAAAUUCUUCAAGAAUUAGAUUAUUCAUUUUCUGUUGAUUGGUGGGCAUUAGGAGUAUUAAUGUAUGAAAUGAUGGCUGGACAACCACCAUUUGAAGCUGAUGAUGAAGAUAGUUUAUUUGAAUCUAUUUUACGUGAUGAAGUACUUUAUCCUGUUUGGUUAUCAAAAGAAGCUGUACAUAUUCUUAAAUCAUUUAUGACAAAAAAUCCAGCUAAACGUCUUGGUUGUGUAGCAGCACAAGGUGGUGAAGAGGCAAUAAAACGUCAUGCAUUUUUUGCUGGGAAAAUUGAUUGGGAAGCACUAGAAUGUCGACAAGUUAAACCACCAUUUAAACCAAAAGUGAUUAAUCAUCGAGAUACAAGUAAUUUUGAUAAAGAUUUUACAAAUAUGCCUGUUGCAUUUACACCAAUUGAAUCAGUUAUUGUUAAAGCAAUAAAUCAAGAUGAAUUUAAAGAUUUUUCAUAUCAAAAUCCUGAUUGGCGUUGUUUAGAACGUGGUGAAAUACCUAAAGAUGAUGCUAAUGAUGGUCGACGUGCAUUACGUGAUGAUUUAGCUGUUAAUUUAAAACAAACAUUACCAAUGACACCUAUAUCAUCAAAUCCAUCAACAACAAAUGAUAAUAUUUCAUCAACAAUAACAGUUGUUAAAACAGAUCAUAUGCCAAUACCACAUAUAGAAACAAAACGAAGCCCAAGUCCAACACCGUUUCAAUUUAAUUCCAUAUCAUCAUCAUCAUCAUUAAAUGCUUCAUCAUUGACAAAUGCUCAACAGAAAUCAAUGAUACAUAAUAAUAAUAUUAAUAAUAAAACAGUAACUCUUAAUCGUUCAACAACCGAUGAAACCGAUAUGUAA